AAGAUGAAUUACAAUUACAGCUGUGACUGUAAAAUCAAGAACUUUUCUAGUUUUGAUUGUUAUGAAAUACAUCUUUGUCAAAAAUCUGGCUGCCAUAAGAAAAUAGAUCGUUUUGAACCAUCACAGAACAUUCAGCUGACACCCCCGGAUAAAGCUGAGGUCCAGAAAGCACCAGAAACGUUCAACAUCACUUGGAAAAGUGGGUAUGAAGAUCAUAAGUUCUUCUCCGGAAAACUUAAAUACCAGCUAUUACUUCAAACAUCGCAAAGACCUGAGCAAAAUCUUAAUCGCGAUGAGAAGUGGCUAUCGAUUGAAAGAUCAAAUCUCAAACCAGGUGCUACAGCUUGUAUUAAAGUGAGAUCUAAACCUAUUCUAGAUGAAUAUAAUGGAAAAUGGAGUAAAUGGAGUCCACUGACAUGCUGGAAAAAUGAGGCAGGUGAAGCUUUCUCAGAACAAGAAAAUAUAUUAGUCAUUUUGACUAAAUCACUGGGCCCAGUGUGUGUGGCUGUUGGACUCCUGCUGUUUGUAUUGUGCAGUCCCACUGCAAGAAUGAAGAUAAAAACUUUGUCCCACACACCAUCGCCAGCCCCUUUCUUCCAACCUCUGUUUCACCAGCAUGAAGGCAAUCUCCAGGAAUGGGUUUCACCUCAAGGCAAAUUUUUGCUAACAUACAAAACUGAGGAGAUCUUGACAACCGAUGCUAUGAUUGUUGUGACGAAACCCAUUACAAAGGACCCAGAGGAGAACCAGGACUUCCACAACCCUUCAGUACCACAACUGGCAUUUCCUCAGUGUCAAACCUCUUAUGUUGGCUUACCCAGGAUAGGUGAGGCCUCCCCGCCCUUAACUAUGGUCUGUCCAGGGAACACCUCUUACACUCAGCUCCCUUGCUCUGUCUGGGAGGUUGGCAUUGGAGAAGUAGAGGUUGUCUUCUCUCCACCUAAAGAUUUCUUCAACAUCAGCCAAGCAGACUCUGGCUGCAGUUGUGAUGACAUGACUCAAAGCCCGGAGUGCAGUUUACCAAACAGUCCUGUUGAUGAUAGUCCACCACCAUGUUACUGUAAUGAUUACUGCAUUCUCAACAAAACAGCAGAAGGUUUUGCUCCAGUUUUAGUGUCCAAAGGAGGUGGCCCAGAUGUUCCAUCUGAUUCCAUGCAAGAGGAUAAGAGCUAAAAAUAAGAAAUAGUCAUGUCAGCUGGUUAGAAGAAAGCAACUGGUGACACUGACCACA
Molecule: messenger RNA, 1231 nt
Organism: Micropterus dolomieu (smallmouth bass)
Lineage: Eukaryota; Metazoa; Chordata; Actinopteri; Centrarchiformes; Centrarchidae
Product: interleukin-21 receptor-like
Exons: 6
Coding region: 4-1173 (389 amino acids)
Biological process (GO): cytokine-mediated signaling pathway; immunoglobulin mediated immune response
Cellular component (GO): membrane; external side of plasma membrane
Molecular function (GO): cytokine receptor activity; protein binding
Source: RefSeq, a predicted model, not a curated record